Messenger RNA from Diversispora eburnea, 918 nucleotides. NCBI's taxonomy places the organism in Eukaryota, Fungi, Glomeromycota, Glomeromycetes, Diversisporales, Diversisporaceae. The record is from the annotation of a GenBank genome assembly.
AUGGUUUUUCAAGUUCGAUUACGUAGUAAUAGUAAUAUUUUCUUUCGACCGAAAAUAAGAAUACUCAAAUUAAUAUAUAAUCCAUGUAUUCGAAAUUUUGCUUCUACUGCUUAUAGAUUACAUAGAGAUGAUAAUAAUUUAUAUAAAAAUAAAUAUGAUACACAAGAACCAAAAACUCACUUUGGGUUCAAGAGUGUUCCUGAGAUUGGACAAGUUUUUUCCAAUGUAGCAUCGAAAUAUGAUUUAAUGAAUGAUAUAAUGAGUUUUGGUAUACAUCGUUUCUGGAAAGAACAUUUUAUUCGAACAAUGGCUCCUGGUCCCGGAACUAAAUUAUUGGAUGUUGCUGGAGGAACAGGUGAUAUUGCUAUGGGAUUUUUUAAUUAUUGUAAAGAAAUUCAUAAAGAUACCACUGCAAAAGCUACAUUGUUAGAUAUUAAUUCAAAAAUGUUGGAAGUUGGCAAAAAGAGAUUUUCAAUGACUUCAUAUGGAGAAACAUCACAAAUUGCUUUUGAAUUAGGAAAUGCUGAAAAUCUUGAAUCAAUUCCAUCAAAUUCAUAUGAUAUUUAUACAAUAGCAUUUGGUAUAAGAAAUUGUACUCACAUUGAUAAAGUAUUACAUGAAGCAUAUAGAGUAUUAAAACCUGGUGGAAGAUUUAUGUGUUUAGAAUUUGGGAAAGUACAAAAUCCAGUUGUUUCUUUAAUGUAUAAUUUAUAUUCUUUUCAAAUUAUUCCAGUAAUGGGACAAUUAGUUGCAGCAGAUAUAAAUUCAUAUCAAUAUUUAGUAGAAAGUAUUCAACAAUUUCCUUCCCAAGAUAAAUUUGCAAAAAUGAUAGAAAAUGCUGGAUUUACCAUUGUUAAUAAUGGAUGGGAAGAUUUAUCUUUUGGUAUUGCAGCUAUUCAUUCUGGAUUUAAACUUUAA